AUGGCUGCAGCUGAAGAAACGGAGAUUAUAUUGGACGGUAAACUGUUGGCGUUGGGUGUUACAGACUUGACUGAAUUUGGCUUGUAUCUGAAAGUCGAGAAAGCAAAGAUCAAAGGACAGACAAAGGUAAAAAUUAUUAAAGUAAUUCGAACCGAACUCGAAAAGAUUAUAAACACGUUCGAUUCUGACAAACAGACUAACGAAUAUUUAAAAGGUUUAAUUGAUUUUCUCGACGAAAAUGCUCAGCCUAAGCCGUCAGAUGAGGAAGGUAACACGUUAAAGCCUUCUUCUGAGCUAGAAAAGCUCGAAAUAGAGCUAAAAGCAAUUGAGUCGCAACAAAAAGCUAUUCAAGAAAAGCUUUUACAAGUAAAACAGUCGGAAAAUAUUCCCAAGUCAAGUGGAAGCAGCCCUACUGUUGCUGACUCAACAAAAAUGCCUUUGUUAGGGUUAAACUCGGGGUUGCAGGCAACAAUUUUGCAUAGAGAUUUCAAGAUUCAAGGAACAAUAGGCAAAGUUGGGCAAAAAGACAAAUUAGGCUACCAAUCAUUAAUGUUGCAAGUGGAAAUUGGCUUAGGGAAGGGUUAUACAGAUAAAGAAAUAGUUACUGCAGUAAUUAGAGCUGUUCAACCUGGUUUACAGCUUCGAAGCUACUUAGAAAGUGUAGGUGACCUAUCCCUAGCUAGACUGCGAACGAUUCUUCGUUUUCAUUUUCACGAGAAAAAUGCAACCGAAUUGUACCAGGCAUUGACUAAUAUAGCCCAACAGCCAAAUGAAGACUCCGAAGCAUUUCUGAUGAGAGCACUAACCAUCAGACAGAAGAUUUUAUUUGCUUCGAAGGAAUCGGGUAGUGAGAUUACAUAUGACAGUUCUUCGGUACAAAGUUUAUUUCUUCAUGCACUUGAAACCGGUCUUAAGGAUGAGACAAUUCGGGCCAAACUUCGGCCUUUAGUAUCAAAAACUGAUGUGUCUGAUGAAGAACUAAUUGAAGCAAUGUUUUUAGCAGUGUCGGCAGAAACGGAACGUAGUAAGAAGUUUAAUGUAACAAGUCCAGGAAAAAGCAUGAAAGCACGCGUUUCGGCAGUUCAAAAAGAGGAUGACACGGAGAAGAAAGAGAUUUUGGCAGCUAUUAAACAAGUCAAAACUGACUUAUCUGCCAUGCAGAAUGAGAUGAAAACACUCUGUGAGACUGUGCAUAAUCAGAAUCAAAACCCGAGCACAGCAAAACCAUCUCGCAAAUGUGAAAAUUGUAAACCUACUGAUGAGUGUAGGCAUUGCUUUCAUUGUGGGGAAUUAAAUCACAUUGCUCGGUAUUGUAGAAAGGGGAAGCAAUAUGCGUCGGGAAACGGACAGAGGCUACCCCCACGGGACAGGGUGUAG
Molecule: messenger RNA, 1377 nt
Organism: Paramuricea clavata
Lineage: Eukaryota; Metazoa; Cnidaria; Anthozoa; Malacalcyonacea; Plexauridae
Source: the annotation of a GenBank genome assembly